AAACUAUUAAAAUUGUUUCUUUUUUCGUGUAAAAGAGAAAGAAAAAUUUAGGGGACGCCCAGGUUCAGCGGCCAGCGCCAUUUAAAUAUCGAUCACUUCGAUUAAUCGAUCAUCAGCGUGAAGUUGGCUGCUACAAUUAAAAUCGAACUCCAACAAAGCUUGCAGCAGCAGCGUGCGUGUAACCGAUCAUUUGUUUUGUUUAUUUCUAUUAUUGUUUAUACUGAUUAUUGAAAAAGUGUGCUUCAUUGUUAAUUUUUAAAACAAAUUCCAUAAUCAUAUGCAGAUAGAAAAAAUGAACGAGCAAUAUAGUGACGACAGCGAUUGUUUCAUCAUUGACGAUGAAAAAGAGCCAAAAGUUGAUUCCCUUUUAAUAAAAAAGGGACCAAAUGGAAAUUAUUCGGUCGAAAGGAACAAAGAGAAUAAGAAAUGUUUACCAGUUAAAGAAUUAAUUAAGCCUUCAAACCAAACAAAGUUCUAUACGGUGCCAGUUUUUAAAAAUCAAAUGUUUCGUGAAGAAGUAACAAAAAACUGUCAAAAAUGUAUUGUCGAAAAUUCACGUUUCCCUUCUAAUAGUUCUCUGCAAAAGAUAAGUGUUCCUAAUUUAAAAAUUUCCAACAAGGUUGUUAAUCAAGACCCAAUUGUUGACAGUACAAAUAAUGAUUUAGAACAUUGCCCAACAAAUCUAUUGGAAAGUGAUAUUGAAGAUGAGGGAAAUAUUUAUACACAGAAAAGCAUGUCUCUUUGUGAUUCUGGAAUAAGUAGAUUCAAUUCUGGUAUUUCUUCGACAAACAAUCAUUUCAAUUUUCAAAGCAGUGAAUUAAAAACAGCAGAAAUCUCUAUUGACAGUGGAAUUAAUUCGCCAACUUUAAAUCCAAUCACUUUGUCACGUUCACCUGACGGAAAAUAUUGCAUCAAAAAAGACUGUUUCUUCGGUGAAAAAUCGUCAAAUCUCUCUGAAUUUGAAUUAUUGACGAGGAACUCAAGUUUGGAGAAAAGAAUUAAAUAUUCUGAUAUGCAACUAGAGGAACCAGUUUUGGAAAAAAUUUUCAGCCCCAUAAUCGAAUUUUCAAAUUCACAAGCAACGACAGUAUCAAUCGACUACGACAUAACGGAAGAAGAUGAGGAAGACUUUUAUGAGGGAAAAAAGGAGGAAGAUCUUGUGGAUGAGGAUGGAAGUUUGCGUGUAAUCAAUAAAAGUGAUUCAAACGUUUGUGUCAUUGGAUCCAAUUAAAAAGUUAAUAAUUACUUUAUAAUUAUUACAAUUUGAUAAUGAAUGCUCACUUUUAAAAAAUGUUUGUAAAAAAUGUAUUAAUAUUUGUUUUAAAAAAAAUGCAAUCUUCUACUGAGUAAAUAAGAAAUCUCGGUAAAUAAAUAUAAAGAAUAUGUAAUUGAAGAAGUAAAUUUUGUAAUUCUCAAAAAUUUUAUUUUCUGUAAAAUAGAGUUUUUUUAUAUAGAAAACACAUUCGACAAAAAGAAUGCACAUAAGUAAUGUCCACUUAUAUCUAAUAAUAUAUUCAUAAAUAAAAUACAAUUAAAAAGCGAUUACAGAUUAAUUUAUUUUAACUGUAGGUAGAUAUAAAACUAUUCACUUGUAAUUAUUGUUCAAAAGUUAAUUUAAAAAUAUUUAUUUUUGUUAAAUCUAUAUAUCUUUAAUCGCUUUAAGAAAAUUAAGUACAAAGAUACAGCUUAAUUUUUUUGUUCAAAUGAUGUUAUAAAAAAAAUACGAAAUUAUAAAUAG
This is a messenger RNA of Leptopilina heterotoma, 1738 nucleotides long. RefSeq lists its product as uncharacterized. The record is from RefSeq and is a predicted model, not a curated record. The transcript is spliced from 3 exons. Bases 278 to 1231 code for a protein of 317 amino acids. Lineage: Eukaryota; Metazoa; Arthropoda; Insecta; Hymenoptera; Figitidae.